Molecule: messenger RNA, 1976 nt
Organism: Anopheles arabiensis
Lineage: Eukaryota; Metazoa; Arthropoda; Insecta; Diptera; Culicidae
Product: peroxidase-like
Exons: 4
Coding region: 33-1802 (589 amino acids)
Biological process (GO): response to oxidative stress
Molecular function (GO): peroxidase activity; heme binding
Source: RefSeq, a predicted model, not a curated record
CCAGUUGAUGUAAAACUGUGACGGUGAACAAAAUGAAGCUUCGCAUGAAGCCUUGUGCAGUAGUGUUCCUUGUACUAAGUCUUGCGUUGAGCAUUCCGCAAACGUUAGCUCAGUGUACUAGCAGCCUAUACCGAACGUACGACGGCAGCUGCAAUAACGUUGUGAAUCCUUCCUGGGGUGCCGCUAACACACCGUUCGUGCGUAUUGUAAAUCCAAAGUAUGCCGAUGGCAAGUCCACUCCACCCCUAGCAACGGAUGGGAGUGAGCUACCGAACCCGAGGGUGCUUUCCGUUGAAGUGUUCCAGGAGGGCGUGCAGAACAGUCCAAGAUUCUCGCUAGCAAAUAUGCAGUUUGGACAGAUCGUGGCUCACGAUAUGGCCCUAACGCGUGGAGUUCGUGAUCCAUUACCGUGCUGUGCAAAUGGUCGCCUUCAACCUAAUCGUAGCCCAAGAUGCUUUGCCAUUCCGAUAUCUCCCGAUGAUCCCGUGUUCUCUGCACGUGGUAUCGAUUGUUUGGGCUUGAUCCGUACGUUUACGACAUGUGACGAGAGUCCUACGACUUGUACGCGCGCAGAGCAGAUCAACGCCGUCACACACUUUCUCGACCUAUCAGUCGUGUACGGAAACUCUGCCCAGGAAGCUCAAACGCUCCGAGAGCCCAACACCGGUCUGUUGAAGGUGGAGGUGCGUGACGGACAGGAUUGGCCACCGAGACAUCCGAACGCAAGCACAACCUGCACUUUAAAGACUCCCACAGAAGUUUGCUACCUUACCGGCGAUGGACGAGCUAAUCAGAGUCCUCAAUUGGCAAUACUGCAAAUCACGUUCGUACGGGAACACAAUCGUAUCGCCAGACAACUGAAGACGCUGAAUCCAACCUGGCUGCCGGAUAAACUGUUCGAAGAAGCGCGACGCAUCAAUAUCGCCCAGUAUCAGCAUAUUGUUUUUGAGGAGUGGCUACCGGCUUUUCUGGGUCGCAAUUUUAUGAUCGAGCGGCAGCUCCUCUAUCAGCCGGGGGUUGCAACGAAUGAUUACAGCCAAACCAUUCAUCCGGCGGUAAUCAACUCUCACACGACCGCUGCCUUCCGAUUCUUCCACUCCUCCAUACAGGGAUUUCUGAAACUCUACGAGGAAAGUCGUAUCUCGAUGUCCAAGGUGGAUAUCAACGAUCACACCAACAAUCCUACGAUUUUGGAGCAAGCUUCUAGCCGAUAUCCUGACCUGCUUCGUGGUCUCACCACCCAACCAAUGGGUCUCAAUGAUAUCAGCCUAGAUCCGGCGACUAAACAUUUCCUCUUCCGCUUCAACAACAUGUUCGGCACGGAUCUUAAGUCGCUCGACAUCCAGCGGGGACGGGAUCAUGGACUCGGUGGAUACAACGACUUUGUGUUUCUGUGCUUGAAUCAACGUGCUACAACCUGGGAAGAUUAUAACCAGUUGUUAGUGCCAGGAGCCGUCAACCUGCUCAGCAUCUACUACAAAUCGGUAAACGAUCUCGAUCUAUCCGUCGGGUUAGCGUUCGAGAAGAAGGUCGACGGUACGGAGUCAGGCAUGGUGAUGCGCUGCAUACUGGCCGAUCAGUUCCGGCGCACCAGGAAGGGCGAUCGCUUUUUCUAUCAAAACGGCAACCAUUUCAACGCACGACAGUUGAGUGAGAUUCGGAAGGCGAACAUGGCGCGCAUACUGUGCGAUACGACCACCGAUGUUACACGCAUACAGUCGAGUGCAUUUUUGCUACCUUCCACCACUAACCCGCUAGUGACGUGCAGUUCCUUACCGACUCCGAAUCUUCGCGAGUUCUAGUGUUGUUAAUAAUUGGAGAAUAUUGUCUCUUAUUGGCGACGGUGUAGCUUUGUAGAGGUAGAACAUAUACUUGUGAAUGCAAAGAUACAAUUUGAACGUUAGCUAGAAGACAUAAUCUGCUGUAGGAAAUUCUACCGAGCCAGCUACAAAAAUAUAACCAUCUUCACAUUCCAA